This is a messenger RNA of Manduca sexta (tobacco hornworm), 1780 nucleotides long. RefSeq lists its product as uncharacterized. Bases 149 to 1762 code for a protein of 537 amino acids. Lineage: Eukaryota; Metazoa; Arthropoda; Insecta; Lepidoptera; Sphingidae. The record is from RefSeq and is a predicted model, not a curated record. The transcript has a single exon.
ACUAGUUCUGAAACUAGUCAUUGGUUUGUGCCUGUCAAAAGUGACAAGUAAAUUAAAUAUGAUCGGCUAAAAUAAUUUCAAUAUACAAAUAUAUUCAAAAUACCUAUUCAAAAUGUAACAGUGAGACAUAGAAGUUAUUUAAAAUAUUAUGAAUCCUCUAAAUCUGGAAUACGAUGAUUGCGACUUGCAAGAAAUUCAAACAAGUUUGAACAAAGAAACACAGACCAGCGAAGCUAUAAUAAUAUGUGAUUCCAAAACGUCCCAUCAAAUUCCGAAGACUUCUUCAAAAAACGAACUAAAUUCUCCAGACAAAGGCUCUAUAACCGUAUUCGAAUUUUGCAAAAUUCUACAAGAUCCUGAAUGCCCCAAAUCGGUGACAAUCAUCAAAGAAAGUGUCUCAGAAGAAGUGCAAAAGCAUCCAAAGCAACCAACUUCUGAAGAAGGAGUCGCUAACCGAUAUAAAUAUUGCAAAGAAGUGAUCACACCAUACCUCCAAACCUACCCGACAGAUAGUGCACCAUCUGAAGAAAAAUUGAUCAAGGAAAUUUUAGAGUCUGUCCAACAAGACUUCCCGGAUUACAAACCCUGCCUUGAGAAAUACCAGGACAAGUCAUUAGAUUCCAGACAAAGCAGUGUCAGUAAAGUCGACGCAGUCACAUCGUACGACUUAAAACCAUCGAACACAAAAAUGAAUAAAGACAAUAUCGACGAAGCUUACUCUAAAAUAAAACAGAGACCAGGCUGUUUCCCGACAGACUUCGAUACGCCUUCAGGCAUACCAGACCCUGGCUGUGAAAUUCAAAAUGCUAAAAUUAAAAGCGAGAAACCUGUAGAAACUAAGAGUGCGGAAAGCGUGAAAUCUCCGUGCCCGCCCAAAAAGAAAGCUGCACCCAUCGUAUGCGACCCAUCUUGUGAAGCAGAAUGUGCCGGUAACAAGGAAAAGGUAAAGAAGAAGAAAUCACCAAUGGAUGUAGCGGAUGGAUGCCCACCCCCAGUAGAUUACUGCACAAGAGCUCCCAAAACUAGCGAGACACAGUCCAAAGACAAUAUCGACAAGAAAGUUAAAAAGUCACCGACUGUUAACGUAGCAGAGAAAAAGGCAUCACUUACUGGGAAGAUAGAAAAAGCGCCGGAAUCUAAGGUAGAAAAGAAGGAAAUCCCGAAAACCGACUCAGAAUGUUCAUCGUUGUUACAAAUUAGGUGUGCAAUGGAAGAUUUCAUCACAAAAGUGUGCACAACUACACACGAAACUGUAACAAUGAUCAGAAAAGGAAGUUUUUCGCAACUUGACGACUCGGAAUCUCCGUGUGACCAAGAGGAAAACGAUGAAAAGAAAAGUGAAGAGAGUAAAGGAUUUUGUUUCUUCCGUAAAGUGGACGGCUUAAGCAAGGAUAAUGAUUACUGUGAAAGCACAGCUCCUGAGGAAACAAUAGACGAUGUGGACAAAGUAGAUUCCGCCUUUUCUAACAUGAGCGAUUCAAUUGAUUUUGACGAUUUGCCUGAUCCAUCAAACCCGGAUAUUUUUGAUUCAUGCGAUGAACCAACUUCACCUAAACAAAUAUCUAAUAUCAUAGUACAGACGAACAUAACGUAUCCAGUUCCGGUACCGCAGUCGAGCAGCGUGUUUGCUGCCAUCAAGACGAGGAUCUACUCGCUGUUCAGCGAUGAAAAGAAAGGAGACAGCGAAUCCAUUAGCUCGAAUUAUUCGCAGGAAUCAGAGGGAAAUGAAGAUGCUGAUGUUAUGGAGAAGACGAUUGAAUAAAAACAUUGAUAUUUGUCA